Aedes aegypti (yellow fever mosquito) is the source of this 6219-nucleotide messenger RNA. RefSeq names its product trafficking protein particle complex subunit 8 (gene l(3)76BDm). Lineage: Eukaryota; Metazoa; Arthropoda; Insecta; Diptera; Culicidae. Gene Ontology annotation, biological process: endoplasmic reticulum to Golgi vesicle-mediated transport; protein localization to phagophore assembly site. The transcript has 9 exons. Bases 1603 to 5580 code for a protein of 1325 amino acids. Gene Ontology annotation, cellular component: cytoplasmic vesicle; phagophore assembly site; TRAPPIII protein complex. The record is from RefSeq and is a predicted model, not a curated record.
AAAUUUGCAUUGUUUUGGUUUGGAUUUGUGCAGUGGUGGAUGAUUCGGGUCGGGGACGGUUCGUUUUUAAGCCAAAAAAGUGUUUUAAAUAAGUGUUUUUGAUGCCGUUUGUGGUUUAGUGCCUGGUAAUUGUGCUGUCAAAAACAAAUCAGCUGAAUUUUUGGAGUUUAGCUUGAGAUUAGUGCCGAAAUUCGGAUAUAACAUCGGCUGCCCGUCUCCGACGAUAGUACGAAAGAAUUUUCUUAUGUAAGAUGACAAAUGAAUUCCGUAAACUCAAACAUCUAGUUUCGAGUUGCCUUCAUCCAACGGACCAGCCAGAAGAACCGCAUGAACAAAUGAAGGCUCUUACCCGUAGACACACGGCAAAGGUCUGUCGAUAAAAAAGGAAGAUCGCCGAAAUUUCACGGUAUCGCGUACCAUCGGCUGACCAACGGAAUUCAAAAGAUGAGGAGCCUUUAAAAUUAUCGACACUACCAUAAACUAACCAGAGUUCUUACUUUUUAGCAAAGAAAUUUAAUCGUAACAGUCAGAUCGCAAUGAAACACGACAUGACCGAUGAAUCUUUCGAGCAUGUACUGCGCUAGUUCUCACUCUGAACGGGAGCCGGUCACACGAUUAACUGUAACUGUAAUGUAUAUUACUCAAUAAAAUGGAAUUGAAUUUCUCGAAUGCAUUCCGGUAGCCAAUAUUCACAAAUUUAUUAAUUAACACUUUGUUACCGGCGGGUACCAUUGCAAUAUUUUUGCUAGAUUUUUUUUUUUUGUGGAAUUAGGGAACUGAAAUUGUUAAGCAGUCAACGGUGGAUUUAAAAUUGUAUGUCGACUGUAAAAUUUGCGUUAGGGAUGAAUAGCCUAGUAAUUGGAGCGCGUGAAGUUGGCUGAGAUGACCGCGGAAACAGAAAAACCGAAGGGAAGGUGCGAAAGCGUCGACAGUGGUUGAAGAUCAGUUGUGGUUUAGAGCUCGAGGUAUUAAGUGGCUUGUGUGAAAACGUAGGAAAAGUGGCAUCUCCAAAAUCGCCUUUUCGAUCUCCGGGAAUCACUAUCACCGGAUCGGAUAGCAAUCGUGGUCGUGUAGACCUCGACAAAUACCACCCAGUUGUAGGUCCACAGUGCUUCGAAGGGCCGAAUACCCAUCGGCUGGCAUCUUUGGUAGAUGCUGGAAGCCUAUAAGAUAGGAGCCACUACCGCACUCAAACAAAAUCAAAAAGCUGCUUUGCUCUGACCGCCACGCCACCCAACACCAACUGGUUCCACCCCGUCACACCGGACAGGCAGCCCCGAAAGAAGCUCCAUUCCGGGUUGGUCCACCAUCACCACCAGCGACCAAAAUCCACCCGCUACACCAGCCAGCAUGUCGCGGCAGCACGCAGGGCCGCUCCCACCGGCAGUUCGCAUCAUCAAGGGCCCAGAGCCGCACUCAUCUAGCCACACCAGUCGGCGGCCCGCAAGAACAACCCGUCGCAUCCUUUCUGCUGCAUCGAUCUCCAGCUCCUCGACGUCCAUUACCACAUCCGUGGCCCAAUACUAUCGUCCUCAAAAACUCGAAUGCAAGUUAAGACUCACAGCCUACUGCAGCGAUCGCUAAUUUAAAAGAAGGAGCGCCAUGAUUCAUCUAACCGGACAAAACCUAACCUCUAAAGAGGUCAUCCAGAACAUCUUCUCGCCUAUCGUCGGGGCCAUCAUAUCACCGCAAGCCGAAGAACUAUGCCAGAAGAACAAUCUGACCUUCGUGGAGAUGUUGCAGCCCUUUCUGAAGCUUUCAUCUGACGCGCACUUCCGGGACACGGCCGGCACAAGCGUCUCGAUCAAAGGUCUACGCAUAAACGUGUGCGAUGUCAACUGGCGCCCUCCGCAAACCAUUUUGGCCAAGAAGAUGCUCAACGAAUCGGUAACUUCGGCCGUCGGAGAGAAGCUGCGCGCCAUCAAGCUGGAUGACGGUAACUUCGUGGACAUUCCGACCGCGGAACCCUGGUUCGAGCAGUGGCGUGAGACGUUCCUGACCGUGCAGUUCCCCUCGGAUCACGAGUUCACUAGACACCUGCUCUGUUCGCUGAUCGUGGUGUCCAGUAUCGACGUGAAUCCGCUGGAGGUGGCCGGUCAGCUGACGAAGAAAAUCCAAAUGAUGCAGAACAUCACGCCACCGCGGCUGCCCAAGUGGUUCUCGGCCGAUUCGUUGAACUGUUACGUGAUGCUGCACGACGGGUGUUCCGGCGACAUUGGGAAUAUGUACAUACGUUUUAUCUUUUCCAGGGCCCAGCAGGCUUUCGAGGGCCUCAAAUCGACCUACGGGGAUCACAAAUGUUUCCUACUGCAGAUCAACUCCCACCAGGGCCCCCCAAUGGACUGCCCCGAUCCGUGGAUGCGCUACCUGAAGAAACACCAACGCACGGAACCAGCUCCGUCGGACAUAGACAGCGCGCCGAAAACUCCGCAGGACGCAGCUUCGGUGAUGUCCAUGCCAACCACCGUUCAAACCGUGUCGAUCACCCCAGGCGGAAGCAGCACUACGUCCGAUUCGGGAAUCAUAACGGGAGAAGUGAUCGCUCAUCCGCUCAGCCCUGUUCAGGAGACAGGAAUCGAGAUACAGGAGACAUCUAGUUUAACUUCUAGUAUUGAUAGUUUGUCGCAGCAAACCAUCAAUCCCAACGUGUGGACAGUGGAGAGCGAUACGGAUAUCGCUCACGGCACGUUUCUGACGGCUGGGGAUCUGGACAAUUUGAAGCAUUUUGUUCAGGAUUUCGCCGUACGGGCAUUGAUUCCUUACGUGGAAAAGCUGGUUGGUGUCCUGAAUGACUCCAUCUCGAACAAAAAAGGCGUUAGCCGAUCGUUACUCAGCGCAACCAAGAGGUGGUUCGUGACCAACAAGCCCGGAACGAAUACCAAUCAAAAUGCGGUCGUUUACACAAAUGAGUCGACCGAACUGCAGACGAGAAAGUUGGGCGAUCUCUACUUCAUGUUCGGUCACUAUUCGCUAGCAUUCCAAGCGUAUCAUCAGGCAAAGCGGGACUUCAACGCCGAUUCCGCCUGGCAGUACUACGCAGGGGCACUGGAAAUGGCAGCCCUAGCAGCGUACAUGCAAGGCACGGCCAAUCGGAAAACGUACGACUACAUGGAGGAAGCGAUCGUAACCUAUUUGAACAGCUGCAAAAUGCCACAGUUUGCCACCCGGGCCACACUGCUUUCGAUGGAGUGUCUGAAGGCGGCCAAACUCUACAACGAAGCCGCUAAACAGUUGAUUCGAAUGACCAGCGAAGACUCGGAUCUACGUUCAGCGCUUCUGUUGGAGCAAGCCGCCUAUUGCUUCCUGCUGGCCACGCCUCCACAGUAUCGAAAGUAUGCGUUCCAUUCGGUGCUGGCCGGGCAUCGGUUCUCGAAAGCUGGCCAACGAAAGCACUCGUUCCGAACGUACAAGCAGGCGUAUCAAGUGUUUGAAAACCGGGGCUGGAGCUUGGCAGAAGAUCACAUCCAGUACACCAUCGGAAAGCAGGCAAUCAACUUGAAAAAGCUGGACGAAGCAAGCAACUGUCUAUCCCAUCUGCUGCGACCUUCCAGCCUUCAAAGCGCAUCUCAACAAGCAUUCUUCCUGAAGGAUUUCUUAGCAACUCAGAAAGCUCUGCUUGCUAAGAACGAUGUCAACGACAUCCUGACCAUUUCUCUCCCGAAGAUCAUACAGCCCAUGACUCGAGUCUUGGUAACGUCCCCACCUCCGGUAGCGAAUCCCUUAUUCGUUCCCGCUACGAACCUCACCAUCACCUCCAGCAUGCUGGAAGAGAACAUUUGGAACAAAAUGGAAGAGAUGUUGGUGCAAAGUGCUUCCAAGAAAUCCAUCAUGAUCUUCAAACCAAGCAAAUCUCUGUUCACCCAAGAAUCGCAUGCCCUGGAGAACCCCCGAAGCGUCCAUGGGGAACCCAUAGAAAUAUCUUUCAACCUGGAAAACGCCAUCAAACCUCCCAUCACGUUCGAAUGCAUCAACGUGCUGUGGGAAUUCCGCAAGGAAACCCAGGAAAUCUACUCCAACAAGCCUCUGUUUAUGGGCGAGGUCACUCUCGAAGAGCGCAAAGCGAUCGAGAACGUUGUGGCCUCCACCUCCGUUGAUUCUGUCAGCUUCAGCGAGUACGAAACAAAGACCGUAUCGCUGAAGCUAACUCCCCGAAGUACCGGACAACUGCGGAUCCUCGGAGUGGUUGGAAAGAUAUCCUCCAACGCGGUCGGAACUACGGAACCAGCCAAUAUCUGGGGAAAGCAACUGUUCGAAGCGCUUCCCAUUCGUACCAACUCCAAAGACAACCGCCCGGUCCAAUUCGAUCGAAAGCUAGAGAUCGAAGUUCUCCCACCCGCCCCGGCGCUUCACGUCAGCUUCUCGCAAAGCCCGACCGAAGUCCUGGCCGGCGAAGUGAUCCCCAUCCAGAUCAACAUGACCAACGCCGGGGUUAACGUACUGAACGACAUCUACAUCUGCAUCGACAAUCCGCGGUUCGUGCUGGUCAACCCGGAAGAGUCGGAAGUCCCACUGUCCAUCCUGCGCGAUUUACGCAAUCUGGUCAACGAAAACCUCGGCAAGGAGAAGGAAGCUCGGAAGCAGUACGUUUGCAAGGCUUUUAAGGAGAGCGAAGGAAAUGUUAUCAAUCCGAUGGAGACGAAAACUAGCACCAUCUGGCUGCAAGCACCGUACGUCAAAGGGCCGAAGAAUGUCAAACUGCUGAUCUACUACGGCAUGCCGACUGAUUAUCCGAAGCUGAAACACCGCUUAGUCCGGCACACGUGGAACUUCAACGUGAACGAAUCGCUCCUGUUGGACGCCAAUUGUAACGUCAGCAAUCCCCUGACGAACGAGUUGGGCAUCGACGUUAAUGUGAAGAACUUGAACCAGGUUCACCACCCGCUGAUGACGGAAAUCGCAGUCAACGAAAUCGUACUGUACUGCUCGGCGUACCAGUUGAACCCGCGGAAGAUUGUUUACAUCAAAAAUCCCGGCUACCAGAAGCAUCUGGUUGAGGGCGUUGGCCUCAAAACGAACGAAACGCUCAGCUUGCGGUGCAAUCUGCAGAAGCGUCCGGACGAGGUCAAGUUCGGCACGGACGUCCGGGAGUACAUCAGCGAUAAGCUGUCGACCAUCUCGAUCCGUGCUCCCGGUGCGGAAAUGAUCGCCUGUCUGCCCAGUUUCCACUCGACGGGCAGCUUCCUGAUGAAGAACGAAACCAAGUACAUUCGGGUGUACGAGAGCACCAACAACGAGGAGUUCAACCAGAUCAUUUCCACCCUGGAUCGGCACAUGACCGUUUGCGUCAACUGGAGUGCGCUGAUCAACGACAACGGGUCAUCUCGGAAGGCAUACGGGCAGCAUUUCGUUCAGCUGAGGAAUUUGUAUGACGCUGUGUUCUGUCCUCCCUCGGAGCGGCACCAGCAGGUGAUAUUCACGCAUAACGAAGUCGUUUACAGCAUCUACGACAACCUGGACGAAGUUAUUCCCAAACCCGAUAAUGGGCUGGACGACGGUUGGGGUGAUAACAAUAAUUUUGUGGCGCAACGAUGUUUCCUGGAGGAAAAUUUACAGUCUGUUGAAUUGGUAGCGAAGGGUUAAGCAUGUUUCAUUGUUCUUUAAAAUAUUUAUUGUGAUCUAUAUUUAAGGUAUAUCCGUAUUAAUUAGAUAUAUACAGUAAAACUCGUGUAUUCUAGAAUGUCCGAUUGUUUCCUUUUCUAACCUCAGAGCUGGUAGCAGAUGUCUCUUUAGAGUCUUGGUCUCUGCCAUCUUCUCACAGUUUUGCAUAUCGUCCAUAUACAAAUCUAGUGAGCUUCAUGGAAAAUCUGGUAUAAGGUCUAGAUGAUUUACAUUCUAUGCAAUACUGACGUACACAUUUCCUCCAUUGACUUGAUCAUUGCUUACGCUUUUGGUACUGUUCAGGUGUUCAUCGAAGUGCUGCUUCCACCUUUCGAUCACCUUACGUUCGUCCCUAUUUGAAGCACAAUGCGUUAUGCAAUACAGUUGGGAAAGUUCUUCCGCUAAUAAUAGAGAACAUGCUAUUGGAUUUUCAAAAUGAAUUUAUUGUAUUUACAUCGGCGAUAAACUGCAACAGCACAGAUUACUGUUUCGAAAAUCGUUGCAAAAUUCAAGACGAAGAAAAACGAUGCUCAAUGUUCAUUUAAAAUACACUAAUAGGAUUGGUUGUUAAACGAUUCCUUUGUCUUUUCUCGGGUUCGACAAAUCUUUAUUCUUGUAUUA